This is a messenger RNA of Xyrichtys novacula (pearly razorfish), 1078 nucleotides long. The record is from the annotation of a GenBank genome assembly. Lineage: Eukaryota; Metazoa; Chordata; Actinopteri; Labriformes; Labridae.
AUGCAAGCAGUCUGUGACCAUCAGGGCCGCUUUAUUGACACCUACGUGGGCUGGCCGGGGUCUGUGCAUGACGCAAGGGUACUCCGGCACAGCCCACUGUACAGGCAGAACAUCUACCCUCCUCCAGGGCAUUUCAUUCUGGCAGACAGCGGGUACCCGUGCCUCCAGCACCCACUCCCCCUCAUCACUCCCUACAGGCUGCAGGUGCGAGGUGUGGCGGCCCAGCGCUUUAACGGGCAUCAUGCCAGGGCACGCUCUAUAAUUGAGCGUGCCUUUGGCAUGAUGAAGACCCGAUUUCGUGCCAUCUUUUUAAAAGCGCUGGAGAUCCGCCACACCUUCGUGCCACAGGUACGUCAUCCCUGCACACAAUAUUUUUGUUAUACUUGAAUAUAUAUUAAUUAAUCAAUUAAAUAAAUAAAAACACGAAAACUUAUUAUAUAUUAUUAUACUUAUAUUGUUAUAUUUUUUUAUUUAUUAAAGGUCUAUAUACUUUAUGUUCAUAUAAAUAUUCCUCUAAAAUUCAGGUCAUCACCGCUUGUGCCGUCCUGCACAAUAUCUGCCUGGGUGCCGGUGACACCAUGGCACCAGAGGAAGAUGUGCAGGACGGCAUGCCGGGGGAUGAGGUGGAGGACAGGCUGGAGGCAGUCAGUGGUGCCCGCUGGUGGGACAGAUUGUCCGCAGAGGUGUCGGCCCUGGAGGAGGUAGACCACGACCACGUCUACCUGUAAUCGGCAAGUACAAUUCAUCUAAAGUUUCUCCUCUGUGUGCCACAGAAUGUUUGUUGGUUACUGAUCAGCUUUUUAGACCUCAGAAGAAGCGACUUAAAAAUUGUUGGACUCUGUUAGCCUACUAUUGUUUCUCUCUUUAAAACAGGCAUGGCAGCCGUCGAACCAGCCCUGCAAACCCGGACGAUGUGGAGGACAGUGGAGACAUGCAUCCAAAACACCCAGACCACCCACAUGAUGUCCCACUGCCAGCAGACACCAGAGUCUCUAUUGUGGUGUCCCAUCCAGCCCAGCAGCACUGCCAGAGACUCCUGCUCAGCCUGGAGGAGGCACCAUGGGAGGGCAGGCAAUAG